GCGAAGGAUCUGUGGUUUUGUUUUAGGUCAUAUGGGACGGUUGCAGAUGUUUAUAUUCCGGCAAGACGGGAUUAGAGAGGGCGUCGCUUUGGGUUUGUCUGCAUGUCAGAGGUCUUAGAUGUAAAAGACAUGGAAGGGAAAUUGAAUCAGAUAUGGUUUGGUUCCUAUCAUCUCAAAGUUAAGUUGGCAAAGAAAAUGAAAAGAGGGAAGGAAGAGACAACGAUGAGACCAAAAACGCAGAUAGAGAAUAAAUGGAUUAAGAAAGAUAAUAGGGUGAAUCCAAAGGUGACUUACGCACAGGUGGUGGUAAGGAAUAUUUUUGCAAUUGAGGAUGGAAAUUCUUCGGUUCAUGAAUUCAGACAGGGUUCAUUAACGAAGGAGAAAGAAACAACAGAGAAAAGGAUUGAGAAGGAGGGGGUUCCUUUGAAAGCAUGGAGUGACAGAUGUUUCAUGGAGCUAGGGGGCUUAAUAGGCAAGGUGAUUCUUGUGGAUGAGGAUACAAAAAUUACAUUGAUGAUUGAUGGCCAAGCUUUUUCGAUAGCCGUGGAGGAGGAGGAGUGGCGUAUGGACCUAGAUUGGUGGCUAGUUGAAGAGCGACGGAAUCUGGCAACUGAAUUUGACUCAGAAUAUUCUAGCGAUGGUUACAGUGAUGUAAAUUUAAAUGUGGACGGAUUUUUGGGUGAUGAAGACACUUUGUUGGAUGAGGAUUGUGUAGUAUCUGAACCUGAUGCGAAUGCAAGUUUAAAUAAGCAAGGUAUUUUGGCAGAAAGAGAAUCGGGUGAGAAUAUUUUGGAAAAUGGGCUAGACAAGAUUAGGCUGUGUAUGGGAAGCUUGAGUGGGCCUGAGGAAAAAGAGAAUGUGAUGCAGGCUGAAAGUGGGAAAAUGGUGUCAUCUGGGUUGCAACACCAUCGAAAUGUUUUAGAGAAAAAACACAGAAGUGUUGGUGACAUCUAUGCUGGGGGUAGUGGUGAGAAAGAAUCGAGAGACAUAGAGGCUUUGUGGGUUACGGAAAGAACGAAGAGUAGAAGGGAAAGAAAGGAAAAACUUCUAAGGGAUGGCUCACAACAGGAAGUGCAGCUGGAAGAGUCUUUGUCUGAUGGGUGUAUUUAGCAUCGAAACCAUGUAAUUAGGCAAUAUUUGGAGUUGGAUGAAGUGCGUAUGCUGUUUACAAUGGGGCAAAGACUAGGAAUUCAUUGUCAGCAAAAUGAAGAAGAGGUGUUUUC
Molecule: messenger RNA, 1223 nt
Organism: Rubroshorea leprosula
Lineage: Eukaryota; Viridiplantae; Streptophyta; Magnoliopsida; Malvales; Dipterocarpaceae
Source: the annotation of a GenBank genome assembly